UCACAUGGCAAAUCUACGUCACAUGCGUCACGUUUGAGCCAAGAUGGCGACUGCCGGGGGUGAGCCUGUAGCCCAGGGAGGCAGUAGAGACGAUGCAUUUCAGACGUUUUACUCCGAGGUAAAACAAAUCGAGAAGAGGGACUCUGUACUGACGCCGAAGCAACAGAUAGAGCGAUUGCUUAGGCCUGGCUCGUCGUAUUUUAAUCUCAACCCGUUUGAGGUGCUGCAGCUCGACCCAGAGGCCACGGAUGAAGAGGUCAAGAAGCGCUUCCGACAGCUGUCCAUCUUGGUGCAUCCUGACAAGAACCAGGAUGAUCCAGAUCGCGCCCAGAAGGCUUUCGAAGCGGUUGACAAAGCAUACAAGCUGCUCCUGGACCAAGAACAAAAGAAGCGUGCAGUCGAUGUGAUCCACGCAGGGAAGGAAUAUAUCGAGCAUAUGAUGGUACAGAAGAGAAAACAGCUGAAGAAGGAAGGCAAACCACAGAUCGUGGAGGAGGACGACCCUGAAAUGUUCCGGCAGGCGGUCUACAAGCAGACCAUGAAGCUGUUUGCUGAGCUGGAGAUCAAGAGGAAGGAGCGCGAGGCCAAGGAGAUGCACGAGAGAAAACGUCAAAGGGAGGAGGAAAUUGAAACGGCGGAGAAGGCUAAACGAGACCGGGAGUGGCAGAAGAACUUUGAGGAAUCCAGAGAUGGGCGUGUGGACAGCUGGCGUUCCUUCCAGGGCAAAGGGAAGAAGAAAGAGAAGAAGCCUCGCACCUUCUUGAAGCCCCCCAAAGUCAAGAUGGAGCAGAGAGAGUGAAGCUGUCCUGACUGUGUGUGUGUGUGUGUGUGUGUGUGUUGUAAUUUGUGAGGGUGUGCAUAGACGUUCAGGGGUUCAUUUCUCGAUUCUUGUCGUUGCUAACCGUCUUAAGACCGUCUUACGACCGUCUUACCGUUGUCUUGGAUUUAGUGGUGAGCGUCGCUGUUGAGAGGGAGUUGAGUCGCUCUUACGAAGGACGUUGCUACCGUCGUUAGCAAAGACGCUUUCGAAAUACGGACCCCAGAGCAGCUGCCGAUGAUAUCCAUUCUCAACACUCAAAUACCCAUCGACCCUGUUCACACUCAGACACGUCCUUCAUUAUCUUGUCUUUAGUUUUUUUUUUCCUAUUUUGUUUUAUUUUGUUGAGUAAAAUGUACAUAUUUGUGGAAAUUGUCACUCUAGAAAUGAAACAUAAGGCUUAGUAUGUGUUAGUAUGAGGAUUACCUUGUUUACUUUUUUUCUCCAAUGUCUGUCUACAGUUAUACUUUUUUUUACCCUCUUCAGACAAAAUAAAUGCUUGUUUGUAGAGAC
Messenger RNA from Engraulis encrasicolus (European anchovy), 1330 nucleotides. It is a transcript of the gene dnajc8, whose product is annotated as DnaJ (Hsp40) homolog, subfamily C, member 8. Bases 44 to 799 code for a protein of 251 amino acids. Lineage: Eukaryota; Metazoa; Chordata; Actinopteri; Clupeiformes; Engraulidae. The transcript has 9 exons. Gene Ontology annotation, cellular component: nucleus. The record is from RefSeq and is a predicted model, not a curated record.